Oryzias latipes (Japanese medaka) is the source of this 3158-nucleotide messenger RNA. It is a transcript of the gene ca4c, whose product is annotated as carbonic anhydrase IV c. Lineage: Eukaryota; Metazoa; Chordata; Actinopteri; Beloniformes; Adrianichthyidae. Gene Ontology annotation, molecular function: carbonate dehydratase activity; zinc ion binding. Gene Ontology annotation, cellular component: plasma membrane. The record is from RefSeq and is a predicted model, not a curated record.
UUUUUGUUCCUUUUUUUAAUUUUUUGUUUGCCAAAAAUAACUGGUCAUAUUUUACAUUUGUGUUUUAAAUAUUGGACAAUGACAUCAAUGUAAAAAUCUUUAGUUAGUAUACUUUUUUCUUUUUAUAUAUUAAGUACAAAAACAUUUGGCAUAUAGUGAUUACAUAUGAGGAACACCUUGGAAAUAAUAGGCUGAACAUGUUUUCUUUACCAAACAUUUCUUAUACCGAUGAGUCUAACAAAGUAUUCUAAAGCAUUCCUAUAAGAUGAUGUUGGUGCACACUGACAUGAUAGCAUGCUGCAGCUGCUGUUGAACUGAUAUCUGAUAACCUUGAAGACCAUCCGACUACAGCAAACCCAUUGUCCAUUUUCAGCCAAUCAUUUUGGGAUCACAUUGUGCAUCAUCCUGCCACCAUAGAAUGGCUGCAUUGUACUCACAAAGAAUAGGAGCAGGUUUUAGUGUUGAAACUAUUCUUGAUGGACCUGGAAUAUGGCAACAGAAAAAAAAUAUCUCCAUGCAAUUCACCAACAUAAACUGCAAAUGUUGUUAAGGCUUUAAUUUAUGCCCUCUUAAGAUCAGACACCUUUUUUUCCAGUCUUCCAUUGUUUUAGUCCUGUGUUAACUGUAGUGUCAGCUUCAUCAGUCUAAAGGUUUAGUUACCUGAGAGUAAACCCCUGUAUGAGGAGGUCCAGCAGGUCCACUCAGUCAGGGUCAGAAGCACUGUAUCAAAGGGGGAACUAACACCCCUGAGUAUUUUAUUUUUAUUUUAUUUAACUAGGAAAGUCCCAUUGAGAUUAAAAAACUCUUUUUUAAGGGAGUCCUGGCCAAGCGGCAGCAGCGACUAAAAUACAGUUACAUAAUUACAAAGAGCAAAAUAACAUGAAAUAACAAACCAAUUAUGAAAAACAAGUGCAUGUUUUGGAGUCAGCCUCGAGACCUCUCAGUUUAACUUUAAAAGCAUUCAAGGAAAUCCACUCUGUCAACUUCCAGUCCUUCUGCAACAUGUUCCAUGCAUAAGGUGCAGAGGUUCGGUGCGAGCAACUGGAACAGAGAGCAACACAUGAUCAUGUGAACGAAGAGAAUAAAAAUCAGCCCUUCUCUGUGACAGUAAGGAACAGAUGUAGGUCGGCAGUAGUCCAAGCAGUGCCUUUUAAAUGAAAGUGUACCAAUGAGUCCUCCUCCGUAUGGCCAGGGCAGGCCAACCCACUCGAGAAUACAACUCACAGUGAUAUUUCCCACCUAGGUUCAAUGCUGUAGGACUUGACCCAGCAACCCUGUACCCGGAGAUCCAUCCAUGUCGUAGUGUACUCAAACGAGCUCCUGCGAUGAUGUUCAAACGUUCAAACUGAAGCAUGUUAACCACGGCUGUGGCUGUGAUGUAACUGAGUCAUGUAGUAGACAUGCACAAUGAUUGUUCUGCUUCCCUUUUGAGCAUCUAAACUCAACACUGUUUUGAUUUUCCCUAAAGCCAUUUUGUCUUUGCCAGAAAUUGUGGUAGAAAUUAGGGGCAUCAUUUAAGGGUCAUAGUAAUUCCAUGAAGUGACUUUUUGUGAACGCCUGACCUCCAUCAGCAGAAAUCAUUUAUAUCCUUCAUGGGACAAUGAGGCUUUUAAUUUUGACGAAUGAAUUGAAGCUGCAGUUACGAAAUUAGGAGAUUUGCCCCCCAGGUGUCUUUCAGGGUCACUUUGCUCCGCUGUUCAUUAACUAAAACAUACACAGCUUUUGUCACCCUCAUCAACACCUCCCUCCCACUUUCAAGAUUUGCUCAGAGUCAGCAUGUGAUGGCAGCAGGCUAGAACUCCAGGAGAAACUUGGUUCAUCCUUGUGCUGCUCCAGUCAUGGGCUUUUCCCUCUACCUCCUUACUUUGCAUCUUCUUCUCUCUCAGUGCAAAGCUCAGUGGUGUUACCAGCGACAGUACUGCGAUGACACAUGCAAAGACCCAAGCAGCUGGGAAACUGAGUUUCCCCGUUGUGGAGGAUUGCACCAGUCUCCAAUCAACAUUGUCACUAGAAAAGUGCAUGUGACCAACAACCUGCCACCCCUUAUCUUCAUCGGUUAUACUGACAUUAUCAACAUUACUGUGGAAAACAAGGGACACUCAGCUCAUUUUGCCCUGCCUCCAUCAGUGCGACUGACAGGAGGAGCUCUGCCCGGUUACUACCGAGCAGCCCAGUUCCACUUCCACUGGGGAGGGAAGGGGAGGCCGGGGUCAGAGCACACUAUUGACGGAGAAAGAUUCCCCAUGGAGCUGCACAUAGUCCACAUUAAGGAGCCGUACAGCUCUCUGGCAGAGGCACAGCAUGACAUGGCGGGCAUAGCUCUACUGGCCUUCCUGUUUGAGGAAACAACAGACAAUCAUCCUCAUUUGGACACAGUCAUAGCUGCUUUAGGCCUUGUACAAAACAACGGGAGCACCACAGUCAUCCCAAACUUCCGUCUCAGUGACAUCAUCCCACCAGCGAGUGACCUUCACCAUUACUAUCGCUAUGUGGGCUCCAUGACCACUCCGGGAUGUGAGCAUGCAGUGGCCUGGACUGUGUUCCAUCGAACCCUGUCCAUCAGCAGUCGACAAUUGGAUGCCAUUAUUAAGCAAUGUCGAUUCUGGACAGGAUUGCCAAUGACAGACAUCUACAGACCCACACAGCCUCUGGACGGCAGAAUAGUGUACAGCACUAACUCAGGAACAGCUCCGAAGAGCGUCAUCCACCUGUGGAACAGUUUUUUUUUAGCUGUGCUUCUGACAUCAGCGCUGACACAAUAAAUGGUCAAAGGGAAAACGCUAAGACCUCCGAUGGAAUGGUGCCUCCAAGAUUUACCUAGGAAAAGUCACAAUGCUGCACAUUUUGUGACACACAUUCUAAAAUGGUAUGCCUCUGUCAAACAUUAAAAGCAAUGUAAAAAAAAACAAAUUCAUGUUGAUAACUGACAUGUAUGUAGUUUAGGGAUGUGGUUUAGUCACUUUCUAGUAGUGUGAGAAGUGAACAGCUCUUUCAUUUUAAGCAUCAAGAUUUAACUCAAACUAGUUAUACUGAAGAUUGAAUUUGCUAUUAACACACUUCCUUAUGUUAUCCUCUCUCUUUAAGGUUUUAUACAAAUACUGAUGCUUUCAGAUUUGAUUUUUCUAUAACGUAAAGAAUAAAAAAACAUCUAAAGUUUC